Colossoma macropomum (tambaqui) is the source of this 3358-nucleotide messenger RNA. RefSeq names its product ADAMTS like 5 (gene adamtsl5). Gene Ontology annotation, cellular component: extracellular matrix. The transcript is spliced from 14 exons. Gene Ontology annotation, molecular function: protein binding; metalloendopeptidase activity. The record is from RefSeq and is a predicted model, not a curated record. Gene Ontology annotation, biological process: extracellular matrix organization. The coding region runs from base 942 to 2564 and encodes 540 amino acids. NCBI's taxonomy places the organism in Eukaryota, Metazoa, Chordata, Actinopteri, Characiformes, Serrasalmidae.
UUAGGUUGUGUGUCGACAGUGGACAUGCUUUCAUGGGUGUGUUUCUGCAGAGGGCGUGUCUUGGAGGUUAUGCAUAUAUUUCCAGUUGUGUGGGCGUGUCUUCGGGGGUUUAACGUCUACAGGGGGCGUGUCUUCAUGGUUAUUUGUCUGCAAGGAGCAUGUCCACAGAGGUAUGCGUCUGAAAGGAUUGGUAAGAGUUCAUGUAAUUUGUCUGCACAGGGCGUGUCUUCAGGGUUGUAUGUCUUGAGGGGGCGUAUCUUCAGGGUUAUUUGCCGUACGGAGGGCGUGUCUUUAUAGCUGAAGGGGCAGCGCUGCAGAAGGGAAGCGCUGAGGCUCAGCUGCAGGUGGGCUGCCAUACAGGCUACAAAUCUCAGGUGAUCUGUACUACACCAAAGGAACCGGUCUGGGGGUCUGGUGGACUAAAGAGAGUGGGCUAUUCUUCACGUGACCGUGGCGAGCCAAAAAAUCCAGGUGGAUGAAACGUGCUGCACUUCAGCUCAGUAUGCCGUCGUUUUUCUCUGCCCAGCUCAAGAAAUGGAAUAAAUCACCUGUUUGCCGGCAGCGUUGAUGGUUAUAUGGAGCUGAACCGUCCAGUCUGUCUGUAUUCGCUCCUGCUGCUCCUUCAAAACUUCUCCUCGCUAGGAGCUUCAUAAGGAUGAAACUGCGUCCUCCGUUUCUGCUGUGAGAGCCUUUGGUCAGCCCGUUCUCUCUCCUCGAGGAUUUCACCCAUGUGAGAAGAGCUAGGACUUUGGAUUGCGGCUGGUUGAUGAGCAAAGAGCAAAAGCUAUCAGAUAGCAUGGGUGCAAUCAAGUCCACGGACCGCUUGGAAGGAAAGACCCUUGGGAUCCCAUCGUUCCCAGGCUGCGUUUUAGCAGCUGACUCCUGAAACUGGAUAUUUAAAACAUUUUCUGUCUCUGUGCUACACUUGACUAAGAACUAGGAUGCCAAAAUCAUACAGCAGGAAACUGUCUCUGUGCCAGUCGCUCACCCUCGUUACCCUGUUGGUGUCCCCAGUUUGCCUGUCCUCUCUGCACUCAGCCAGACAGGCUGAUGGGCGAGUUGUUGGUCGUUCAUCUCGGGUACCGCGGCAGCUAUUCUAUCAGAACGAGUGGGCUCCUUGGAGUGGCUGGUCUGAGUGUUCCCGCUCCUGUGGAGGCGGGGCUUCCAUCCGCAGACGCACCUGCAUUGCCAGGAAUCCAGUUGGAGGGCCUUGUUUAGGUGAUCCAAGACAAUAUAAAAUCUGCAGUACUGAGGAUUGUCCUCCUGGGUCCACAGAGUUCAGAGAACUGCAAUGCAAAGCUUUCGACGACAAACCACUGGUUGGUGGCAGCAGUUAUAGGUGGACUACCUUUCAUGGAGGCUCUGACCCCUGUGAACUCAGCUGCCUGGCCUUGGGCUACAAUUUCUACUACAAUUUUGGGCGAGUCCUGGAUGGCACACCCUGCCAAACGGAGCCUGGAGCCAUCUGUGUGAAUGGCAAAUGCCUGAAACCAGGCUGUGACCUGAUCUUUGGCUCACAGCAGCAGGAGGACGCCUGCAUGGUAUGCGGAGGACACAACACCACCUGUCUCCAUCACCACAGUGUCUACCAAAGCAACGGCCAGGAGUUCGGGCCGUUUGGAUACAAUGAGGUCACCCUGAUCCCUGCCGGAGCCACUCACAUCAGAGUGACCGAUAACAGCAAAAACUAUUUAGCCCUUCAGAAUGGACGCUCCCAGUUUGUGAUCAAUGGGAACUGGAAGAUCAGUGUGCCGGGGGAGUAUGAUGUAGCUGGAACUAAACUGCUGUACCGCCGCUCUGCUGAUACCUGGGAGAGCUUCGAGGUACCCGGGCCCACAAAGGAAGACCUUCACGUUAUGGUGCUGUCCACUGAUAAAAAUUCUGGGAUAGAGUAUGAGUAUUGGCUGCCCCCUGACCGCUACGCCCUGUACCACGGGAGGAAAAGUCCACUUCGGCAGCCUCAACACGGAUCAAACUUCUUACCCUGGGAACCACCAACCCCAACCACAACCAUAAUCACCACCACCCCCACUAGAGCUCCUGCCACCAUUCGGCCUCACUGGGGUGGCAGGCCUGUUAGACGUCCCUCUCAGAGGCACCCAGGGCCUCGUCUGGAACGAGAUGAGAACCGAAGCAACUACCUGCCCGAGACUCGUGGUACAGGUCACUGUGGCAAAUGCAGGAAGGUAAAGGGUCGUGGAGAGCGGCAGAGACAGUAUUGCCAGAAGGAUUUUGUCUUCAGAGCCAAGAUCUUAGAGAAGACAUAUAUUGGUGUGGAGACUCGCUAUGACGUGCAGAUCAUCCACACGUACCGCAACCGCUUCCGUCUAGAACACCGGGAAUACCUCUGGGCACCCAACAAGUGUGACUGCCCCGCAUUGGAGGAGGGCCAUCAGUAUGUGCUCAUGGUGAGGCGUCAUAUCAACUAUGAACAGACACUCAAUCGCAUUCUGCUGGAGGAGGACAGCUAUGCUCAGCUUUACCGCCCACGCGAGGACAGCCUCCUGCGGCCCCUAGAGGAGCUUUGCAGUAACAGAGGACCUAGAACUCAGCCCAGAGGGUAAAACCUGGACUCAGCUCUCCCAUCACUGUGCACUUACUAUAUUUAAUCCUCAUUCCAAAGAAACAUGGACAACAACUGCCCAUCACUGGCUUUGAAAAAUAAACCAGAGAAGUGGACUGUGGGCUGUGGAAAUUACAUUGACCUUGGGAUUUAAAAGCAACUGAAGCCUACCAAAGUUAAACCUAUUCACUAAAUGAAGCACUUUAGGUAGAUGUUAUGACCUACCUUUAAAAUUCACAUACCAAAGAGAAGAAUAUAUUAUUUUUAUUGUUAUUUUUAUUAUUAUUGUUAUUAUUACUAGACUUACUGUUGCCUUUCUGUCACCAGAAUAUAGUUACCUGAAAUCAUGGGGGUCUGUAUCUUUGCCCUCAUUUGGCAUUCAUGCAAUACUCAGUUAUUGUUGGUUUUAUUUGUAUUUAUGGUGAUAUUAGUACACUUAUUAUUAGUAUUAUGUGUUGCGCUUUUGAUAUAUAUAUUUUUUUACUAUCAAUACAUUUACUGUCUGCGAUGCAAGUUUAUUAGCAACAGUUAUUUUGAAUAUUUCAAGCAGACGACAGUGUUUCUUAUGAAGUGCCUGACUGAAAUGAUCAGUAGAGGAGAGCUAGGCGUCUUAGAAGGAUUUACAUCUUGCAUGCUAAGAGGAUAAUGAGCAGCAGACAUAGUGCUCUCCUGGUAAAUCUAUAUCUGUUUACCUGCUCUGUAUAAUCUGACACACAUGUAUUUGCAUCUCCAAAAGCUUUUACCUUAACCACCAUAUUUGCUAAUAUACAUUAAUUAAAUGUUCAGCUUACUGUA